Messenger RNA from Myotis daubentonii (Daubenton's bat), 1208 nucleotides. RefSeq names its product dnaJ homolog subfamily B member 9-like. The transcript has a single exon. NCBI's taxonomy places the organism in Eukaryota, Metazoa, Chordata, Mammalia, Chiroptera, Vespertilionidae. The record is from RefSeq and is a predicted model, not a curated record. Bases 38 to 697 code for a protein of 219 amino acids.
CGGUGGCGGUGAAGGCAGGAGGGUGAGGAUUUUGGAAAUGGCUACUCCCCAGUCGGUUUUCAUCUUUGCCAUCUGCAUUUUAAUGAUGACGGAAUUAAUUCUGGCCUCCAAAAGCCACUAUGAUAUCUUAGGUUUGCCGAAAUCAGCAUCGGAGCGCCAAAUCAAGAAGGCCUUUCACAAAUUGGCCAUGAAAUACCAUCCUGACAAAAAUAAGAGCCCUGAUACGGAAGCAAAGUUCAGGGAGAUUGCAGAAGCCUAUGAAACACUGUCAGAUGCUAAUAGGCGAAAAGAGUAUGACUCUCUUGGACACAGUGCUUUCACUAAUGGCAAAGGACAGAGAGGUAGUGGAAGUCCUUUCGAGCAGUCUUUCAAAUUCAAUUUCAAUGACUUAUUCAAAGACUUUGGUUUUUUUGGUCAAAACCAAAACACUCGGUCUAAGAAGCACUUUGAAAAUCACUUCCAGACACGCCCGGAUGGCUCUAGUAGACAGAGGCAUCACUUCCAGGAGUUUUCUUUCGGAGGAGGACUGUUUGAUGACGUGUUUGAAGAUAUGGAGAAGAUGUUCUCUUUCAGUGGCUUUGACCCCACUGGCCGGCACCCUGAGAAUAGAUUCCAUGGAUCUAGCAAGCACUGCAGGACUGUCACUCAGCGCAGAGGAAACAUGGUCACUACAUACACUGACUGUUCAGGACAGUAGUUCAUGUUCUUUGUUCUCACAAAGCCCAGCUAGUUGACUGUUCUUCAAUAUCUAUGAUGCAAAAACAGUUUUCUGUGAACUAUUUUGACAAGUGAAUGAUUUUACUUAACUUGAUACAGCUGUUAAAUAUAUUUAAAUUGUUUUUGACAAAUUAAUGUUCAGUUAGUAGAGAAAUUGUUAAUUAUUAAUUUCUCUGAUUAGUAAAGGGUCUUGAAAAAGAAAACAGAGAUGUAAUUUUGCCUGGUCUUUUUCCUCCACCUGUGGCCAGUUUUAUUACCAAGAGAGGAAUGAGUUUGCCUGAUUUAUAUUUAAAGGUUAAACUCUUAAAUUUAUUUUAGAUUUAAGUUGUAUGAACUUGAAUGAUUUUGCAGUGAAACCUUUGCUAACUUGAAAUUGCAUGCUCUGUAGCAUGGCUGACAUGAGUUGCUGAGUGUACGUGGAACUGGACAGUGAGUCGUUAAGUGAGAGCAGUGCCUUGGUAAACUUCCACUGAACGCUUUGGGAAGGCGUG